Linepithema humile (Argentine ant) is the source of this 6233-nucleotide messenger RNA. It is a transcript of the gene IntS3, whose product is annotated as integrator complex subunit 3. The record is from RefSeq and is a predicted model, not a curated record. Gene Ontology annotation, cellular component: cytoplasm. Lineage: Eukaryota; Metazoa; Arthropoda; Insecta; Hymenoptera; Formicidae.
AGCGAGCGAGAGGCGAAAAAGAGAGAGAUAGAGCGAACGAGCAGGCUAGCGAGACGAUCACGAUGCACGGAGGCGAGCACAAGCGGCCAGGGGCACAGGGCUGAGGGCUGAGGGCUCGACAGGGCCUCGAAUAACGUUCACGGGCCGGCCGCGGCGCAGCCAGGGAGCAAUGGAGCAGCCGAAGACUCCCGCGUCCCGGCUACUCACCACGACCUGCAUCGAGAACAAGGACGAGCUGGAAGAGAAAUUGGAGAAAUGUCAUUCAAUGCUGCAGAUCCUGACUGCAGGACUCUCAGAGAAGGAAGUCCACGACACGCUAAACAAUGCAGUGUGCAAGGACAAGACGCACGAGGAGGUUUCCUUAGGUUUACUAGUGGUGAUCUUGACAGAUCCGCAGAAUGCUGCAAAGAGUUAUAGAGACCUGACACUGAUCACACGAGACGGCCUUGCCAUCGUGCUGCUUCACCUAAAUCAAUUAGUAUUGGAGAAAUAUUUGAGAUUAAACGACGUCACCAGAAAUCAGCUGUUGUGGUUGCUGAGGGAAAUGAUAAGGACUAGUGUAACUAAUGUGGAUAAUCUUUGUUUGAGUUUAUUGAGGCAUGCAGCGGGUGGAGAUAUUUCCCCAAGAAACUUAUUCCUAGUUGAUGCCCUCUUAGAUAUUUUUCAAGAAAAUCGAGCGUGGUUGGACAAAUUUCCGUUUUUAGUAGCGUCAAUUGUGUACACAUAUUUGCGAUUAAUAGAAGACCACAAUGCGCCUCACUUAACUGGUCUACGACAGAAGGAAGUGGCUUUUACAGUGUCUCUGAUAAGAGAGCGAAUGGCGGACUGUUUAGCUAUUGGAAGGGAUCUGGUGCGUUUACUGCAAAACGUCGCGAGGAUACCGGAGUUUGAGGCACUAUGGAAGGAUAUGCUGCUCAAUCCAAAGAGCCUCUGCCCGAAUUUUAACGGUGUUUUACAGUUGCUGCAAACUAGAACUUCAAGACGGUUUUUACAGUCUCGUUUAACACCGGACAUGGAAAGAAAACUCGUAUUUCUAACUAGUAACGUCCGUUUCGGUAAUCACAAACGCUAUCAAGACUGGUUUCAGCGGCAAUACCUGGCAACGCCUGAAUCUCAGUCGUUAAGAUGCGAUCUCAUUCGCUUCAUCGUGGGAGUCAUACAUCCUACAAACGAAUUGCUGUGCUCUGAUAUUAUACCACGAUGGGCAGUAAUAGGCUGGCUAUUCACUACGUGCACCUCCACCGUUGCAGCCAGCAACGCAAAAUUGGCACUAUUCUACGAUUGGUUGUUCUUCGAACCCGAAAAAGACAACAUCAUGAAUAUCGAGCCGGCGAUUCUUGUUAUGCACAAUUCAAUGAGAUCCCACCCACCAGUCACUGCCACACUUUUAGAUUUUUUGUGCAGAAUAAUUCCAAACUUUUAUCCUGCGUUAACGGAUAAAGUGAGAAACGGAAUAUUCUCAUCGUUACGACAAAUUUUAGAAAAACGCGUUUUGCCUAGCUUAUAUCCAUUAUUCGAUAGUCCGAAACUGGAUCGAGAAUUGAGGAGCAAAAUACGAGAAACUUUCAAGGAGUUUUGUCUACCACCAAACACAGAGUCUGGUAAUAAGGUUCUGAAAUAUUCAGGUAAAAUGGAAGAGCUCAACAAGGAGCACAAUCCAGCGUCUGUAAUAGAGAAUACGACGAACUCCAUGUUGGAAAACAACCACGUGGCGCAAGACUCCGAACCGGCAUUCAGUGAUGAGGAAGAAGAAGCUCCUCUCAGAAUAGUGACGAAAGUGGAGGAUGAAGAAGAUGAGGAGGAUAUACCAUUAUCCACAGUAAAAUUGAAGAAUGAGCAGAAGAAUGCAAACUGCGUCGUGAAGAAGGAAGACAUCACGUCGCAUUUGCGUCUUAUAUUGGAACCGGAGGAGUUGAGGACCAGCAUAGAAACACUGCACACGGAGACGGACAACGAGGCGAGAUGUCAAACAAUGGAGAGGAUAGUACAAAUGGUCGUGGAAGACGAGAUAGACGCCGAAACGAUAUCUGCGCUCGCGUCCUGCAUAUCGACCAUCUUGGCAUCGCAAAUCACGGCGCAGAUCUUCCCGUCGGGGAACGACAGCCCGGCGAACGAGGAAGCGCUGGCUGAUAGUAUAAGCACGCCACUGUUCGUUAUGUUUCGAAAUCAAUUUCAGUUGUGCAAAGAGGAGGACAACAGGCGGAAACUUUUGGCCAGGGUGUUGGCAGAGAUGCAAUCCGUUCAACCAAGGAUAGGUUAUCUUUUGCUUUACUUUUUGAAAGUCUGGGGCAGAGAAGAGGAAAAGAGAGAAGGCGAGCCGAGCAAUGUUCUGAGUGACGUCAAAGCGUCGGUGUACAAAGACUUCUGCGCACAGCGAGAAAAAAAAUUGGACGUGUGUCUGAUAUCGGACUUAAAGACCUGCCACGAAGAUAACAUAUUCAUGUUAUGCUACCUCGUGCCCGACGUGUACAUGGGCUUUCAAAACGUCGCCCUCGGGAACGCCCAGCUGUUGCAUUUGGUCGUGUCCACUGUGGAUUCUUGCCAGCUGCAGGAUCUAAUAUGUCAGAUAAUGCAGGGCCACUUGAAGAUGUUGAAGAAGGAAUCAUUCACCUCAUUGUUGACAACGAGCUUAAACUGGGAGACUUUCGAGCAGUACUGCUUCUGGCAGCUCAUAUUCGCGCACGAUUUUCCUAUCGAUUAUGUACUGCCGGUUUUGCCAAAGCUGCAGUUUCGGAAUCACGCGGAAGCGCUCACUUCGAUUCUGCUCAUGCUUAAACAAGAGAAGCCGACGUUGGAUCUUUUACGGCAACUACUUGCUCGGCAGAACGUCGACGGUGAUAUGUUCGUCGUGGCCGCGUUACGUUACUGGUGUCGUGAUUACGAGGACAAGCUCGGCGAGCUGCUUGCAAAUCUGCUUAGCACCCGUUAUCCCGCUACUAGUCCGAACAAACGGAAACGUUCCGGGAGCAGAGUCCCAAGCAUUCCUAAGCAAAAUCAACAAUCCGGCCCACCUACAGGCGAACAGGUUCUCGGCCAUUUGGACCAAUUACGCCAGCACUGCACGUCCUCUGCAGAAUUGCAGUUGUAUCAUUCUGAGGGGAUGCAAAGAGCGUUGCAGCAGGCGCAGGCGGCGAGCGGCGACUCGCUGAGGAAGAGCUAUGGCGAUCUGUUCGCGCUCGCCGAGGUCAACGAAGAGAACGAACCGCCGCCACCGAGUAGUUCCGCGAGAAAGCACACUACGGCAUCCUCUGGAAGUGGUGGAGGUAGUGGCAAGGGCGGUCACAGGAAAACGGGUGCUAACACGAGAGAAAGAUCCAACGUGAGGCGACCACUUCCGCGGUAUCAUAUUGAUAGCACUUCUAGUAGCGAGGAGGAAGAGAUCAUGAAUCCAAAGCAAGCGAAAAAAAGGAAAAAGAUCAAUCCAGUGGGCUCAGACAGCGACUGACCACCCAGUGUCUUCAUAUGUCACAUGGACCACGUCACGUGUGUGCAGCAAGCUAAACUAGCCUUAAGUAUAGUAAGAUAAUAUGAUAUACAUAAAUAGAUUUAUCUAGCGCGACUUGUAAAUAUAACGUAUGUUAAGGAUGAACGCGGAGAGAGGUAUACGUAUAUUACGAAAGGCGAAGAUCUUUAACAUAUUUCAUAAAUGUUGCUCACAGCAACAGCAAAAUUGCCAGACUCUGAUUGUUAUUGUUAAAUAGUUUUAUUAAAAAAGAAGAAAAUGAAGAUCGGCAUGAAAAUUGUACUUUCUCUUUCAACGAUCUCAUUUCGUACGAACACGUUUGUACGCGUGAGUGCUGGAUAUUACUUUUUUCUUUCGGUAAACUUGCAUGGCACACAAGCGAUCGAAGCGGUACGUCAAUUAUCCUACUUUUCCUGUAUUUCUCCACGGGAUAUUUGCCGUCAUUAGGCUACCGCGCGCGCAUCUGUCAAAUAAAGUUACAAAAAAUAAAAUUAAUCGUGUAUUCUGAAAUUAUUUAAUAAUGAUCACUUUCUUCACAAAUAUGAAGAUAAAGAGCAGAAUCUGGCAACGUUGCAAAAGAUACAGCAACGCAUUAUAUCUUUUUUGCACUUUAUAAUUUUUUUAAAUAUGAUUAUGACACAUUUUACCUAUUGUUUGAACAAUCGUCACGGUUUUUCUUUUCUUUGUAAGAUUCUUUUCAAAGUAAUCGCCCCGAUUGGACAUAUUCGUUGCCAUAACUCCGAACGCAAUUCGUAUCGAUCGUUAACUUCUUUUCUAGAAUUAAGACACUUCUGCCGGAAUGUCGGGACGUGAUGUACGAGAGGUCGCAUUCCGGGGAGAAGCGUACAGUUUUACGACCAAAUGUAUUCAGUCUGCAACUGCGCUCAUUGAACACGAUCAUUCUCGAGAGAGAGAGAGAGAGAGAGAGAGAGAGAGAGAGAGAGAGAGACGCAGGAAUAUUUUUUACGAUGUUCUGCAUGACGGAAGGUUGUUAGCGUUAUAGAGUAACGAAAGCAGUUGAAUUUAGCUUCAAAUAAAUUCUCUUUGUUUUUUGUUACAAAUUUUACUAAAAUGAUUUAAUGAUUUGUUGCGAUUGUAAAAUGCGACGUAAUAUGACUUUUAUUGUACUUUUGUAUAUCUUUUUACAAUCCCUUAUAUUUGUAGAUAGGCAUAUAAGGUAAAAUUAAUUCACAGAGAGUCACGAUCGGCUGUCGGCACGACAAAUCGAUAUCAUCAUUGUAAAAGUAUUCGAUCCUCCCAAAAUAGUAUUCGAAUAAUUUUCCAUACUAAAUCGUUUGUCAUUUCGUUAUCAUAUUAUCGUACGAGACACGCGUGUUUCCGUGAGACAUUCGAGAGAUUCUCGGAUUACGACUCCUUCCAAGAGAAGAAGAAAGAACAGAUUCAAAUAGUGUAGUCCCGUCGAGCGUCUUUGUAAACCCAAGUCCCGAAGGCAAGGUACGGAGAGUAUCACCAUUUACUUAUAAUGUACAUUUCCUGUAAAAUCGGUUAAUCUAAAAGUAGAGAUUGCGUUAUGUAUUUUCUAGAUUGUAUAUAUACAGAGAUGUGUGUGAGAGAUAAAACACGACGAGAGUGUGUGUGUGUGCAUGCGUGCAUGUGUGGAGAUAUAUUGUACGUGAUGCGAGAAUUGCGAAAUAUUUUACGUUUUCACGAACUUUAUAUAUUUCUCAGCACCCUCCACGUCUCCUCUCUCGCUCCCUUGAUUUUAUCUCGACGCUACCCAGUGCGAAAUCGUGCAGAUAAUCGGAUAAAAAGAAGAUUAACAAAAACAAGAGAUAUCAGAAUAUGAGAUAUCCGAACAACAAUUUGUGUGGAGGGAUGGGUGUGUAUAAUAUCCGUUUGUAACGAUAAUGCGCGUGACGAUAAUGACAUUACUAAAGUCUUUCUACUUGUACAUAAGCAACACAGCGAUAUACGUCAGAGGAUAUUUAAAAACGAUUAUUCGACGAGAGAAAGAGAGAGCGAAAUUUGGAACAUGCGCGAGACUGUGUGUAUGUGAGAACAAAAAAAAAUCGUAAAACAAAAAAAAGGAAGCAAAUCUGUAAACAUUUAAUGUUUUUAACGAUCUUGUACACACGGAAGAACAUGUAAAUAGGUACAUGGAAUAGAUUAUCAUAACGCGAGCAUAAACAUUUAAUGUUUUUAACGAUCUUGUACACACGGAUUACACAUAAAAAUGUAAAUACAUCGAAAAUUAUCGGAAGCAAACUUGUGAUAUCUUGUACUUACUUUCUCCUUCUCUCGAUUCUCCUCCUUCCUUCGAGAUAGUCGUACAUCUCGCAGAGAGAGAGAUUCGACAUUGUUAAAUCGUUUCGCCGCGAUUAGCAGUAGUAACGCGCGAAUAGAAUAACAUUCUCUCUCUAUCCCGUUUCACGAUAGUCAUAAUCGCACAAUUAUUCCGUGACGCGAGCAAUAACGCUUAUUUUUAUCAAAGAAAGAAACGUGGCAGAUAUCUGUAUUUGCCGAUGAAUAAAUAUUUCGCUCACAAUGACCUAAACUCGGGUGUGUAAUUGUUGUUUGCGUUAUACAUCCCAUUGUACAAUAAUGCAAAUCAUCGAUUCGUCACGUGUGAAUUCUGAAACGCAAUAGUACGUUUGAGGAAAGCGCGUAAGACUUAUUGUAAAAACGACUUUAUUCUGUUCUGCCACACACACACACAUGCGACUUCCGUCGCACACCGAAGAGAGAGAGAGAGAAAGAGAGAUUGGGAAAAUCCAACUUGAUGCGAGAGAAUAAAGGAAAAUCAUAAUAU